AUGUGGAGACACUCCUCAAAAUCCAUGUCAACAUUUUUCAAAUAUCAUUUCAAAUCUCUACUCGGAAAUGAACGUCAGCACACUUUACAUGUUGCUAAAGGAAUUUAUUCGAGUGACACUGAUUGUAUGGUGGCAUUUCCAUCUGGACGAUUUGAAACUAUUGUUGUGGAAGGAAAUGAUGCAAUUGUGGAUUGUUCCAAUAGUAAGGCAUCUUUUUGGAUGGAUCUGAGUGAAAAGAAAUAUCCUUCAGAAUUUAUCGUUCGAAAUUUGGAGUUGAAUGUUGACAUGUCGUUGUUGAAUGCACACUUUAUGAAUGUCACACUUAACAACUCCAAGUUUGUGUCAAGCUUUUCCAAAAUUGCCUCUUCAAAUGUUGUGGAAAUUCAUGGAUGCACCUUUACUGAACAUUCGUUUUUAAUGUCAGGAGGAGUUUUCUCAUUGAUCAUUUCUUCAUCCAAGUUUGAAAACAUUUCAAAGAAGGAAAAUAUGGUUAGAGUCGUUGGAGGACAAAGUCUACGCAUUGAAAAGUGCACAUUUUCAAGAUCAGAGGCGAGAUCAGUUUCAGUGAACAGUAUUUCAGCUGUGAUUAUUGAACAUUCAAUAUUUUCACACACGGGAGGAAUUUUUAUUGAUUUUCAAGACAUUUCAUCGAACGCAAAAUUAUUAAUUUCCGAUUCCACAUUUACCAACAAUACAUCUGUGAACAAUGGAGGUGCAUUGUCACAAUGGUGGAGCAUUAUCCAAGCACAACAUUUAAUGCUCUACACAUCAGAGUUUUCAAAUAAUACGGCAACGAAUGGUGGAGCUAUCUAUUUAUUGAAACCAGAAAAUGAUUUAAUUGUGCCAAAUUAUAGCUUUGGUUAUACCUCAUUUCAAGAAAAUACAGCCCAUAUUCAUGGUGGAGCUCUUUACAUGGGAACAGAACACUCUCAUGUAGAUGCUCAUCACUUUUCUUGUACCUCAAAUAUUGCAAGGUAUAGUGGAGGUUGUCUCUAUUCCUUAAAAUUCUUGGAAAAUUGGGAAAGAGACUCUUCUUUCUUAAAUAAUAUGGCUCUCGGUUAUGGAAACUCGUAUGGAUAUCCUCUGAAAAACUUGUCCUUCUCGAGUACAGUUGAAUUUAAUGAUGGAAAGAAAGUAUCGAGUGAUGGAUCGACUAUUCCUGUCAUGUCUGUUUAUCCUGGAGAGAGAAUAAUGUCACUCUCAUUGAGUAAUAUUCAAAACUUUGAUGGAACUCGUGUGAAAUUCCUGCGUACUCCUCUUUCAAUUCGGUAUGAUGAAAGCAUGACAAAAAUUGAGUACCUAACCUCAUCAAGGAACACAAGCAAAGUCGAAAGUAUUUCAGUGAAACUUCCAAGUGACACUUUACCAAGUGUGACAAUUUUAGCACAUCUUCAGAUUGAUUCACGCAAUGAAAUACCUUUUCGAAUCAAGAUUUUGCCAUGCCCGCCUAAUUUUCAUCUUGAAAACAGAUAUUCCAUAGACGGAUAUAUUUGUGUUGAAGAUAUUCCAUUGCAUGUCAUUAUUCCUGUCGUGGCCGUUGUCACAUUAAUUACUUUUAGCAGGAAUAUUGUCCUUGGCUUACACAUGUCACAAGGUCAUUCAAAAAUUGAAAACAUUGGAAAGAAAGCAACGGUAUGUGUUAACAGUCAACAUUACAUGUCUUUUCUACAAAGUGCUGAAAAACAAUUGGAGACUAAUUUUAUAAGAAUGAAAACCUAUUUUGAAGCAAGUUACUCGACCUCUCUGUUAAAGAAUGAUUUUCUUGAACGACGAUCGGACGAAGAAACCAAAUAUUUGAUUCCAGUCGAAGAUUUGAAAAUUAUUAAGAAAAUUGGUGAAGGAGCUAAUGGAAGUGUGUUUCGAGCCAAUUGGAACGGCACUGAAGUUGCAGUAAAAGCUCUCAAAUCAGAUGUGACUUCUGAGGAAUCGGCCGAAUUUCAGAAAGAAGCAGCAUUGUUGAGCACUCUUCGUCAUCCAAAUAUUGUCAAUUUUUAUGGAAUUAGCAUUUCAGACUCUACCAAGUGUAUGGUUGUGGAAUAUUUACCUAUGGGAAGUUUGGAUCGUCUAAUUUAUAAUUGUAAACUUGGUAAUCAAGUGUUGACGUUUUCACACAAGUUGGAAAUUUUAUUAGGGGUUGCCAAAGGAAUGGCUUAUAUGCAUUCAUUGAAACCAAAUCCAAUUCUUCACAGAGAUUUGAAACCAGCAAAUAUUUUGUUAUGUGGAAUGGAUCAUCAUUUGAUGAGUAAGGUCUGUGAUUUUGGAUUGUCAACUGUCAUGGGCUGUUCCAAUACAGCAACGACAAAUAUUGGAACAUUUUUUUACAUGGCCAAUUGUUGGAGUUGUAAUCCUGAAUUGAGACCUGAUUUUAUUCAAAUUAUUGAGAGUUUGUCUUUGGUUUGA
Messenger RNA from Naegleria lovaniensis, 2400 nucleotides. RefSeq lists its product as uncharacterized. The record is from RefSeq and is a predicted model, not a curated record. NCBI's taxonomy places the organism in Eukaryota, Heterolobosea, Eutetramitea, Acrasida, Naegleriidae. Gene Ontology annotation, molecular function: ATP binding; protein kinase activity. The transcript has 5 exons. Bases 1 to 2400 code for a protein of 799 amino acids. Gene Ontology annotation, biological process: protein phosphorylation.